AUGGGAACGGGAUGGGAACGGGAUGGGGAUGGGCGUAGGGAUGAGGAUGCGGACGAGGAAGGAGGCAGUGAUUUGUCCUGGGACGGAGAUGGGGAUGGGGGCGGUGAAGUGAAUGCUGAUAGGAAGGGGGUCGGUGAUGGUGACAGGGAUAUGGAUGGGGACAGGGAUGGUGAUGGGGACAAGGCUGUCCCCCGCCCCUCCCGCGGCGGGGCGAGAGGCGGGCAGCAGCAGCAGGGCCGUGGAGCCGCUGGCCGAGCGGGUCGAUGGGCCCGGCCCCGGGCGGGGCGGGCGCUCGCGGGCUCGGGGAUGGAUUGCCGCUGUCCGGCGCGGGCGGGCGGUGCCGCCGCCGGACGGAGCGCGGGGGGCGCCGGGCCCGGCGCGGCCUCAGGUACCGGGAGCGGGGCCGGGAACGGGAGCGGGGCUGGGAACGGGCGGGUCCCGGCGCUCCGCGGGUGGCGCGGGCGAGAGGCCCCGCAGGGCUGA
This is a messenger RNA of Catharus ustulatus (Swainson's thrush), 483 nucleotides long. Its product is annotated as merozoite surface antigen 2-like. Bases 1 to 483 code for a protein of 160 amino acids. The record is from RefSeq and is a predicted model, not a curated record. NCBI's taxonomy places the organism in Eukaryota, Metazoa, Chordata, Aves, Passeriformes, Turdidae. The transcript has a single exon.